CAAAUUUCACAUGACACAGAACGCUUAUUGCUAAUGAUAUUCCAUUGUAGAUUUGGCACCCAAAGAAGCUUGUAGAGACCGGUACCAUCAACACAACACGUGGAAGGUGUGGCGCGACCCAGUGAUUGACGGUAUGUUGACAAGACGGAUGGUCUCACUGGCAAAUAGUCGUUGCAGACGUUGUAUGUUGUUUUAUGGUACCGAACAAGAUAACACUGGAUGCUGUAGAUACCACCCGGGAUUUAUAGGACGCACAUUACACUGGAGUUGCUGUGGAAGAACGGCUGAUACCGAUGGCAAUAAAUCACCAGCAGAUUUUAUUCUGAACACAGGAUGCUGUAUCGGUGACCAUCAAUGGAAAGCUACAAAAGAUAUGUCAGGGUCGGGGAAGUCUAAGCUUUGCCGAGUGAAUAAGAGCAAAGGAAACCAUUGGUGCAGAUACAUGUAGUAUGAUAGGUGCACCAUAUAAUGUUGCAAAGAACGAAACCAAGACUAUUAUGACCAG
Molecule: messenger RNA, 505 nt
Organism: Saccoglossus kowalevskii
Lineage: Eukaryota; Metazoa; Hemichordata; Enteropneusta; Harrimaniidae
Source: RefSeq, a predicted model, not a curated record